Messenger RNA from Dentiscutata erythropus, 735 nucleotides. Lineage: Eukaryota; Fungi; Glomeromycota; Glomeromycetes; Diversisporales; Gigasporaceae. The record is from the annotation of a GenBank genome assembly.
AUGUCCGAAAUCACUCUUCUAUGCUAUCUUCAGGGUGCGGAGAAACCAUUUAAUGUUGUGGUUAACGAGACGGAUACGAUUGAAGAUUUAAAACAGUUAAUAUCGUACAGGAUGAGAAAGGUUAUUAGCGAAAAAAAUAUCAUAACAAGUGGGUUCAAAAUAUGGAAAGUAUACAUUCCUGUCGAUGAAGCUGAUAUUCUACGAAAGGUACCAUCCGAGUUAAAGAGUGGUAAACCACUCGAAGACGAUCAAAAUGUAACGUCUAUCGGAAAAGUUCUUAAUAACUACAUUCAGAUCUUCAUGGGAAAUCCUGAUUCAGUUUUUAUUCCACCCGACUUGGAAAAGGUCGUUCAAAACAUGGGUGAGAGGAUACAAGAGUUGGAGAAUAAGAUUCAAGAUUUAAUCAAUGAAACUCGAAGCGAUGAGUUCUGGUUAGAUAAGGAUUAUAUUUACACUAAAGCGCAAAAGAAAAAACAUGUUAAGGUUGGGUGUAGGGUAGUUGAGAUUGGUAAUACAGGAAGGUUAAAGGUGAUUCUUGGAGAAGAUUACAGCAGAGAACGAAAAACGGUUUCUUCGUUAUUGGCGCUCGAAAAAUGGUUGCUUGAUUGCGCAGGUCUAUCUAUCUUGUAUAGAAAUAAAGACGAUACGCACCUCCGUAAUUACCUCGAAGUAAAACGUGACGAGGAAAAGAAAUCCUUUAAAAAAAUUUACGAGGGUUAUAAAAAUUAUCACUGA